Molecule: messenger RNA, 1407 nt
Organism: Malassezia pachydermatis
Lineage: Eukaryota; Fungi; Basidiomycota; Malasseziomycetes; Malasseziales; Malasseziaceae
Product: cop9 signalosome complex subunit 3-like protein
Exons: 4
Coding region: 1-1407 (468 amino acids)
Source: RefSeq, a predicted model, not a curated record
AUGCGCUUGUCGUCGCUCUCCAUGACACCCGACGAGGAGAAGGCAUGCACGACCGAAGCGUUUCUGGUUGCGGUCGGGCAGGUAGGUAGUGAUCCUGCGAAGGCAGCUACGGAUCUCUCGGUCUUUGCGCCUGACCCUUCAGUGCUGGCCAUUGAUGAGGCUGUGAUGGGGCCGCAAGGCGCAGGUCGUACGGCGGAGCUUUUUGCUCAGCGUACUACGCCCUUGGCCACGAUUCUUUGCUUAGCCGCCGAGUAUAGGCGCGCCUCCUGUCCCGGCACUGUGAUGAUGUUGGAAGGGCCUACGAACGAAGUCCUUUCGCAUCCUCAGCUGGGCGAGCAUGCACGAUAUAUGCCUACGUUGAUCACACAAUGGGCCACUUCUAUGAUGGAAAAGAAUGCAAUCGGAGAGCCAGCGCAUACACUCCCUCUUCUCGAACGGUUGGUGGACGUUUUAGGCACACACAAUGCUGGCAUCACAGGCGCUCAUGUAUGUUUGCUGCGGGCAUAUGUGGAUUCAUCGGAGUACGACAAAGCAAUCGCUUUGUGUCAACGUGUGGAUGUGUUCCAAACCGAUAACACAUCACAGGCCUUGGAUAUCCUGGCGUUUGUCUGCUUAGCAGCGCAUGCGUAUGAGUAUCGGAAGGAGAUCAAUACGGCAAUGGCAUACUGGCAUAAUGCGCUAUCUCUUCCGACCAAUGUCAUUCAUCCGUGGCAGAUACAGGCGCUGAAAAAGUUGGUGGUAGCGUAUGUGAUUCGCGAUGGCCGCGUACCAGCCAUGCCUCGUAUGCUCCCGCUAGCGUCUGCGUCUCUGCAUGCCCAAUAUGGGCGUGAUACGGAUUGGUACUGGACAUGGGCCAAGUACGCUACUUCGACACACAUGGAGAGUGCUCGAACGGCCCAACAACUCGCAGACGAGCAUCGAAGUGCCCUGGAGAACGAAGACAUGUGGCGCCUUGUCCAACAGGCGCUACACGCACAAAAAAUGCACUGGAUUUUAGCUUUGCCGCCCUUGUACAAGACUAUACCCUUGGCCAGGAUCGCCGAAUACGUGGACUGGCCGUCGGAGGACGUGGAGCGUAUCCUAGCCGACUUGACAACACAAGGCCGUCUGCAUGCUACGAUCUAUUUGAGUGAUAUACCUAUACCUUCUGACGCGCUCCCAGUGCCUGGUGGCUAUGUUACUGGGGACCCCGGUCGUCACUGGGUCCGCUUUGAUGAUCCGCCACCAUCGCCGUCCAUGGAGCACGCGUGGGAAGAGGUCCUUGCCAAAGAAAAGGCCGCUACACAGACGCUACAUGCACUCAAGCACCAGGUAUACACAUCACCAGGCUUUCUCUCGCGGAUCAUUACGCUCAAUGCUGGUGCUGCCACGACCGUAGAGUCUGAGAUGGAGGCGGAGAUGGCAUAG